ACGACACGUAACAUUCGUCAUUGUCAUUAUCCGNACGUAAUCCAAUCGUUGCAUGUCACGUAGGCGUCACUUGUGGGUGAUGUGUCGUUUUUAACAAUGGAAAUGGUCCUGGCUUUCCACGUCUUGAUGGCCACCAGCGCUGCACCGCAUCCUGGCUUACGUUGUCCACAAAGACCUCCACCGUAGCCAGGGGGACACAGGCAUACUUUGCAAUUCCUCGGAUUGGGUACUCCUCCGUUCAGACACUUUGCUGUUGUUGCAAGGCCAUUACACGGUGCGUUGCAUUGGUAGAAGAUAUUUAACAUUCUGAUAUCGAAAAAUGAGACAACUUGCGAUCCCAUGGUGCGGCCAAAUCCAGCUGUGCGAGGUGUCAUCGAGUUCCCACUUGAGGCGAAUGCGGUGGUGGCAUAUUGCAUGACACUGCCGUACUCGUAUGGUGUGUGGUUGACUAAAGAAGUAUCCUUCUGGAAGUUGUAUCGUACAUCCGGCUGA
Molecule: messenger RNA, 492 nt
Organism: Haemonchus placei
Lineage: Eukaryota; Metazoa; Nematoda; Chromadorea; Rhabditida; Trichostrongylidae
Source: the annotation of a GenBank genome assembly